Clunio marinus is the source of this 792-nucleotide messenger RNA. The record is from the annotation of a GenBank genome assembly. NCBI's taxonomy places the organism in Eukaryota, Metazoa, Arthropoda, Insecta, Diptera, Chironomidae.
AUGAAAACAAUUUUUAUCAUCUUUUUUGUGUACUUCCCUCAUUUCGCUCAUUCAUCACCAACUAAGCCACAGUUCCGUGUUAUCGGUGGAGUGGAAGUUUUAUCAGCUAACGCAUUUCCAUAUCAGUCUGUGAUUUUUGCGAGAUUUGAUUAUGGUUCAUCACUUUCCUCUGGGUCGAUUCUAUCAGAGAAGUUCAUCAUAACUUGUGCUCAUUGCAUUAUAAAUUCAAAGAAUGUCAGCAUUUUCUAUGGAAGUGAUAAUUUAUCAGACUUAGAUUACACAAGAAAUCAAAUUGUUUUGAGUGAAAAUUAUGUCAUUCAUCCAGGAUAUUCCCCAUUUGUCAAUGACAUCGCUUUGAUAUCUUUGAACAAGGGAAUUCAUUUUGACGAAACUGUUCAACCUUUACGGUUACCAAAUCAAUAUGAAGUCGAUAUAGAUUACACUACUAAAGCACUUCAAUUAGCAUCUUGGGGUGUGUACUCGAAUGCAAAUACGUUUUCUAUUUCACUUCGAAGUGCUUCGAUGGAAGUGAUCUCAAAUUCGGAAUGUUCUGAAAUAAUUCCUGCAAAUUUAGUGACGUCAAAAGUUUUAUGUUCGAAAACUUCACAUUGUUCUGGUGAUUCUGGAUCGACGUUAGUUGAGAGAACAGAUGAUAAUGAUUACCUUGCUGUUGGUAUCGCAUCUUUUGGAUUGGGAAUGUGCGAAGAGGGUAAAGUUAAUCCAUCGGUGUACAUGAGAAUAGCAAGCUAUUUAGAUUUUAUCGCAGAAAUCAUUAACCCAAUUAGCAGUUGA